AAGCUGGUUCAUCCCUCUGCCUGCCACCCUACCCUCACCCCUCCACACACUGAUCUCUUAUUCCACUGCCUGCAUGAAUUUUUAGCUCCUUCAAGCAAGGAACAUGCGUGAGCUCUGUUCGUCCUGCCCUCGCUGAACCUCCCUCUGCCCUUGUCACACCUCCGGCAGCGCUGAUGUGCAGGCAGAGCAGGCCAGCAGGGAAGAAAUCAACUGGCCCUGGCAGCACGAUUGUGCACCCCUGUCCUCAGUGCUGGCUCCAGGGCCUCUCGCAUUCCCUCCCCUUGCCUGGAGAACUGCGGCUGUGCUCCCCUGUUCCCUGCCACACUCAGAGGGCCUGAACAGACUCCUCGCACUGGCUGUAGCCCUGGGUUUGGCCCUCAGGCUACGAACCGCUCCUGCGCUGCCUCAUGAGAGCAGGGGCUUCCCUGCCUACCCUGGCCGGCACUGAGCUGCUUCCUGGCACCAGACGGAGCCAAGCCCCUGCACCGAUGUGAGGGCCUGCCCCAGCUGGCUCCUCUGCCUGGCUCCAUGUGUAAAACAGCAGCUUGGGAGGGUUUUAUAAACACUAAGGCCAGGCAUGGAUUUACGCUGCUCUGUGUGUCCUAGGGGGGAGCAGCCAGAGGUGGCUGUACUGGUAGGCUGAAGGGGUGAGACUGAGCCAGAUGCUCUUACCCCACUGCACAGCCUGCAGCCACCAGGCUGAACUGUGGGCUACUGCUGCUGCCAAUUGCAGCCCUGGUUGGGGUGGGAGAGGGGGCAGACUGGGCCUCUGGGUGAGCCUGGGCUGGCUGCAGGGCUACCCCCAGCACGUCUGCCUUCUGCCCCUGGCUGCACUGGCACUCAGGAUGUGAGGCUGCCCUGCAAGAGGGGGCAGUGAAGAGGGAUGGGAGGGUGAAAGCGUCUCCUGGACACUGGGUGCAAGAGAAUGUGGGAGGAAGAUGGUGCUUAUGACCUGCAGUUCCCUGCAGAGAGGGAGGUGGUGGCUAAUCUGGGGCAGCCCUGCUGGGCACCAUGUUCCCAAGCUGCAUCUGGGCCCUGUCCCACAAAGGUGAAGUGUCUGAUGUGAAGAGAAGAUCUGCUGGCAAUGCAAGCAGAGCCAAUGCAGGGAAAGCUAAUGAAGUGCCCAGGGUGUUUACUGGGAUGCUGAAGACAUGGGGACAGUUGAGAGAUGGCAGUGAAUGUGUGCUGGGAGCGCGUGGCCAAGGGCCCAGGCCAUCUCUCCUGCUCUGAAGACCAGCAUGCAGCUGGGGUCAAAUCCUGCUGGGCUCAUCUAGCAGUAUGAAAUUGCAAGGGCAGACCGGCCCCUCAGCUGGUGCGUGGUGGUUGACAUGGGUGCAACAGAGCAGCCUGAAGCAGGAUGAGGGCUGUGAAAACCCCAGGGCAAGAGCUUGACUUUGGAUGCUACAGGAGAUGGUUCUUCAUGUGCUGGCAGCAUGUCGCUGUAGGCUGUGGCCAGUGCUGUGUGUCAAUACAGGCUGGAGGCCUGAAGGGAGUUGGAGGGCACUGCUGGAACAGCUUCCCAUGGGGGAGCAUCCCAGGCUGGGCUCCCCCUUUGCAGCCCUUGGGCACCCACAGGUUACCCAUGAGAGCAGCGGGCAGAUGUUUUCCAUGCAUCGGCAGGCAGCUUCUGCUCCUUCUGCUCAGCCAGCUGCAGAUGCUGGCCCCAAGCCAUGCCAUGAGCUGCUGGAGCUUUUUGCCUCCCCUUCCCCAAGACCAAAGGUGCUAAGUUUACUCUCUCUGUUGGAGGCUGGGGUGAUGUGUGCCAGGAAACAUCCCCCUGUCACCCAGGCUCACUGUGCUGGGCAUUGCAGUGCUGAGCGCAGGCACUCCCGGCUCUGUGCAUGCACAGCUGUCACCAGCCCUCUGGGGAGAAGAGGAGGCAUGAGGGCUUGUUGGAGAGAGGGUCACAGCCUACGGGCUUGGGGGCACCAGGGCCCUGCGUAUGCCAUGGGUUUCUGACCCCUUCUGGACCUCGUCCUGGGCUGGGGGCCCGGAGCUGGACAGACGCAUGCUCCACAGCAGGGUCCCUGCUGCCCUCGUCAUCACCCCCUCCUGAGCUGCCAGGUUUGCUUUAAAGACCCCAGCUUCCUUUUAUUGCUUCCCCUCUCAGAUUGCAGCUGGCUGUGAGGGUUAUUUUUAGCAGCCUGUCUUCUAAAAAUAGCCCUGAGCUGUUUGGAGUUGCGUCACAAGAGGUGACCGUCCUCCGUGUGGCCAGGCUUGGCCCCUGCGCCCCAGCAGGGUACAAAAGGAAGCCGGCAGCGGCGGGGUCAGCGGGUUCAGAGGCAGCCAGAGGCGAAGGAGGCGAGAGGCGCUCUGCCAGCUUCGGACAGCCCCGCAUCGGCACCAUGACCAUCUUCUGCAGCCACUGCCACAGGCCACUGCAGGCAGAGACGAGCUGCCUGCCCAGGAGGGCCAGGCAGGCGCCAAGUGUCUCAAAGCCGUUCAGGUCGACCAAGAGUGCCUCCAAGGCUCGUAGGGACCAGAUCAACGUGGAGCUGCAGACACUGCGCUCCCUGCUGCCCAUCUCCUCCCAGGAGAAGGAGCGGCUCUCCUACCUCAACACCAUGGCCCUGGUAUGCCUCCAGCUCCGCGGGGCUCAUCUCUUCCCUCCAGACUCAGCUACUCUUACUACUCCUAUGGGACCGGCCUUUGGCAUGGAGUUGCUCUCCCUGCUGCCAGGGUUCUUCCUCAUGCUCUUGGCUAAUGGCAAGCUGGCCUACAUCUCUGAGAACGUGGCUCAGGUCCUGGGCCUCUCCAUGGUGGAACUCCUUUCCCAGGGGGACACAGUCUUUGACAUCCUGGAUGGGACAGCACGGGAGGCCGUGCAAGAGAAGCUCUUCCUUGCCCAGGAGCAGCCAGGAACUGAAGUCACGUUUGUCAGCGAGAUGCGCACAUCCAAAGCCUUCCGGCUGCAGCAUGGAGGGAAUCGAGCUGUGGCUGUGAGAGGGCGCUUCGUGGCCCUGCACAGGGCCGCCUCUCCCCCUGCUUCAGCGUUCAUGGCUUUCUGCACACCAGUUGUGCAGCUGCCUGCAGACGGGGAUGCCAGUUCGCAGGAUGACCUCUUCCAGAGCGUGCAUGCCCUGGACAUGAUGUUUACUGACAUCACAGAGAGUGUCGUCUACCACCUUGGCUACCGUCGGGAGGAGCUGAUUGGCCGGUCAUGGUACAGCCUCCUGCACCCUGAGGACACCCACCUAGCAGCUGCCCAGCACAGGGCUGUGGCACUGGGGGCUGGGGCAGCGGUGGGAGCCGUGGUGCUGCGGGUGCUCCGCUCCGACCAGACCUGGGCCUGGCUCCACACAGCAGUGCGGCGGGACUGUGGAAGCUGCUCCAUCACCUGCACCAGCCGCAGCCUCAGGGAGGAGGAGGCCGACCACUUGCGCAGCUGCCAGCGCGGCCAGCCACUGCAGCCGGCCCAGCCUGCUGCCGCCUCGCCGCCGCCCCGUGCCCUCGGCCUGCUGGCCGCGCAGCUCCGCGCCCUGGCCGACAGCCUUGCGCCGCCGCCGCCGUCCGCCGCUCCGGCCUGGGCCUGGGCCUGGCCCGGGCCCGGGCCCGGGGCCGCUGCCGAGGUCUCCCCGUCGGGCGACCCGGGCCCGGACUACGACGAUGCCCUGGCCCGUCUCCUAGGCGACGCGCUCGGCGACGCGGGGCUGCCGGCCGCGCAUGCGCACGCCGCGCUGUACCCGCUGCAAUAAACGCCGCCGCGCUCCGUGUUGUCUCUGCC
Molecule: messenger RNA, 3724 nt
Organism: Dromaius novaehollandiae (emu)
Lineage: Eukaryota; Metazoa; Chordata; Aves; Casuariiformes; Dromaiidae
Gene: NPAS4
Product: neuronal PAS domain protein 4
Exons: 8
Coding region: 2346-3695 (449 amino acids)
Biological process (GO): regulation of transcription by RNA polymerase II
Molecular function (GO): DNA-binding transcription factor activity, RNA polymerase II-specific; RNA polymerase II transcription regulatory region sequence-specific DNA binding; protein dimerization activity
Source: RefSeq, a predicted model, not a curated record